AUGGAUCACCGUGGUAAAGGCCGAGGCCGAAGUCGAGGUCGAGGUCGAGGGAGACGGGUUGAAGCCCUCCGUGAUCAAGGGGGCGAUAGAGCGUCUGAGGUGAACCAAAAUCAUGGACCCGAGGGCGGGGGCGGAGAUCAAAUGGCCACCGCUAUUAAUAGGAUAACUGAAGUACUAGAGCGUUUGGCGGACCGUCAAGGUCCUGGAUUAGCGCAACAACAACCUGGAGGGCAGGUAGAUACGGAAGAUAGGGCUUUGGAAAGGUUCCUGAAGUUUGGGCCGCCUAAGUUUCAAGGUGGGCCAGAGCCUGAGAUAGCUGAGGGAUGGUGGGAGAGAAUAUCUGAUAUUUUUACCACCCUGGAUUACACUGAAGGGCGAAAGGUGACCUUUGCGUCAUUUCAAUUUGAGGGAGUUGCACGGUCAUGGUGGAAUCUAAUUAAGGCUAAGUGGGAUAGAGACCGUACCCCUAGUACUUGGGCAAAUUUCACCCGUGAGUUUAACGCCAAAUUCCUUCCAACCCUAGUCCAAGAGAAAAAGGAAGAUGACUUUAUUAAGUGCAAACAAGGGGCCAUGAGUAUAGCAGAGUAUGAGACCAAUUUCACUAAAUUAGCUCGUUAUGCCCCUGACCUUGUAGCCACUGAGCAGAGACGCAUUAGGAGAUUUGUGCAAGGGCUCAAUGUAGAGAUUCAAGAGGGGCUAGCAACUGCUCAAAUUAGCACUUAUAGUGACGCCGUGGAGAAAGCUCAGAGGUUUGAGACGGCUAGAGCCCAAUCUAAGUCAUUCUUUGCUAGAAAAAGGAAUGCCCCUAGUGGUAGCAGGGACCCAGUUUCGGCAAGUGCCUCACCGCUUAAGAUGGGUAGAGGAACUGGGGUAGUGAACAUCCCUAGUGCUUUGAGAGGUGCUUUAGCAAGGGGAGCUGGAACUAGAGGCUCUGGGGCGAGAGGUUCUGGAAUAAGAGGAGGUCAAAGUGGAAGGGGACCCUCUAGGAGUGCUCCGCGCGUUGAACAAGUGUCAACCCCUCAGAUAACCUGUGGUUACUGUGAAAAAGUCAAUCAUACCGCAAAUGAGUGCUGGAGAAAGGAGGGCAAGUGCCUCAGGUGUGGAAGUGCUGAGCACCAAAUUGCUAAUUGUCCUAAGAUUUCCGAGAAUGGGGAAAGCCAAGGAGGUGCCACAAUUUCUAGGCAAACUACUUCUGGAGGGAGUCGGCCAAAGGUUCUGGCUAGGGUUUACGCCCUAGAUAGUCAACAUGUACCUGACCCUUCGGAGGUAGUCGAAGGUACACUUCCAAUCUUUCACCGAUUAACUAAGGUUUUAAUUGAUCCCGGUGCGACCCAUUCAUUUGUUAAUCCUGCUUUUAUGUGUGGAAUUGAUGUAAAACCUGUACGAUUACCCUAUGAUUUGGAGGUUAGGACUCCUACAAGUAACAAGAGCAUACUCACUAGCUUAGUUUAUCAGGAGUGUGAGGCAACUCUUAAGUUAGAUGUAAAGGGUAGAUUAGUUUCGUCUGCUUUGAUUUCAGGGAUUCGAACUAGGAAAAUGCUUUACAAGGGAGCCCAGAAUUUCUUAGCUUUCUUAAUUAACGCCCCUAGUGACCAAGUGAAAUUAGACGAUGUGCCAAUCGUGCGAGACUUUCCUGAUGUCUUCCCUGAAGAAUUAACAUCUUUACCACCUGAAAGGGAGAUAGAGUUUAAGAUUGACUUGGUACCAGGAGUAGUUCCAAUUUCUAAGACUCCUUAUAGAAUGGCUCCUGCGGAAUUGAAAGAACUAAAGAUCCAGUUACAGGACCUGCUAGAAAGAGGUUUUAUUAAGAAAAGUGACUCACCGUGGGGAGGUCCAGUUUUGUUUGUAAAGAAAAAGGAUGGAAGUUUGAGACUGUGCAUUGACUAUCGAGGUUUAAAUGAGAGAAUCUUUAAGAAAUAUCUAGACCAAUUUGUAGUGGUAUUCAUAGAUGACAUUCUAGUAUAUUCUAAGACCCGAGAGGAUCAUGCCAAGCACUUGGAGAUAGUUUUACAAGUGUUGAGAGAACAUAAACUUUACGCUAAGUUCAGUAAGUGCGAAUUUUGGCUGGAAGAAAUUUCUUUUUUGGGUCAUAGAAUCUCUAAGAAUGGAAUCGCUGUGGAUCCAACUAAAGUGGAGGCAGUUACUUUAUGGAAACAACCAGAGAAUCCAACUGAAAUUAGAAGUUUCUUGGGAUUGGUAGGUUAUUACCGUCGUUUUAUAAAAGAUUUCUCAAAAAUUGCUGGGCCAAUGACGGAGUUAACUAAGAAAAACCAUAAGUUCAUUUGGAGCCCAAAAUGUGAAACGAGUUUUCAAGAGUUGAAGAGGCGUUUGACUACGGUUCCAGUGUUAGCCUUACCUGAGGGAGUUGAUGGGUAUGUGGUGUAUUCUGAUGCUUCUAAAGAAGGGUUAGGCUGUGUUUUAAUGCAAAAGGAAAAAGUUGUAGCCUAUGCUUCUAGGAAAUUAAAACCCCAUGAGAUGAAUUACCCGACCCAUGACCUAAAGUUGGCUGCUGUUAUUUUUGCUUUGAAAAAGUAG
Messenger RNA from Coffea eugenioides, 2535 nucleotides. RefSeq lists its product as uncharacterized. The record is from RefSeq and is a predicted model, not a curated record. The transcript has 3 exons. The coding region runs from base 1 to 2535 and encodes 844 amino acids. Lineage: Eukaryota; Viridiplantae; Streptophyta; Magnoliopsida; Gentianales; Rubiaceae. Gene Ontology annotation, molecular function: nucleic acid binding; zinc ion binding.